AUGGCUUUACUUCAAUGUUACAACAAGGGCUGUGGACAGAAAUAUGACCCAAACGAAACAAAGACGGAUUCUUGCAAGUUCCAUCCUGGGGGUCCCAUAUUUCAUGAUGCUCUCAAAGGAUGGUCGUGCUGUAAAAAGCGCAGCACAGACUUCUCAGAGUUUUUGAGUAUUCCUGGUUGCUUAAAAGGUAAACACAAUAAUGUGAAACCACCGGCAGAACCCUCUAAACAAGAAUCAAAAGAUGAAAAGGAGGUAGUUGUUAGUGUACCCAAAAAGGAGGUUCGGCCCCCUAAUAACGCUACAGAGAGACCAUCGGUCAAUGAACCAAUGAUUGAGCUAAAGAAAACUGUGGGAGCCACGUUAAAACAGGCCUUGGAGAAACAGAUGAAUGACCUCAGUUUACAAGGGGAGAGCAACGAAAAACCUUCCACAGGAGAGAUAACAAUUGGGACAACAUGUAAAAACAAUGCAUGUGGUAAGACAUAUCAGGGUGAAAGUAGCAACUCUGAAGACUGUGUUUAUCACCCCGGCACUCCAGUGUUUCAUGAAGGGUUGAAGUUCUGGUCUUGCUGUCAGAAGAGGACAACAGAAUUUGACACAUUUCUUCAGCAAGUGGGCUGUAAGAUUGGUCAACACGUUUGGAUAAAAGCAGAAAACCCUGGCCAGAAGAAGACGUGUCGAUAUGACUGGCAUCAGACUGGGUCAACGGUCAACAUCUCGGUGUACUCUAAACUGGCGAUACCUGACCGCUGUCGUAUAGAAGCCAACAGGGUCUCCUGCUCAGUCUACAUUGUAUUUGAGGGAGGGAAAAGUCUUUUUGAACAGAAAUUUAUACUUUGUGGGGUCAUUGACCCCACAAAGAGUAAUGUGAAAAUGGCUGGAACCAAAGUGGAAAUCAACUUAAUCAAGGCAGAAUUAUUUCAUUGGCCUGACUUGGUCUCAGCUAUUGUAUCUGACCAAUCAGAAUCCGGGAACUCAUUGGCAGGCAGCAGUCCCAACAAUGUUCAAAAUCUGCAGUCGGCAGGCUUCUGAGAGUGGCUAGCGAAUCUCAUCAUUUUCAUCUUAUUUAGUGUCACAGUUUUGUAAUCUAUGUCAAUGUUUUCUCCAUGGACCUGUUAUUCUAUAAAGGGUAAAAGUGCAAAAAAAAAAAAAUGUUAUUUGAGACAACAUCUAUUUGUUGGCAACAUUUCUCUCUCAGGUAAUAACAUUUUAAGGUUACCAUACAGUUGUCCCGACAUUGUCAAAGAAACUUCUGUUAUACUCAAGGACAUUUCACUUAUACAACGGCAGCCAGCAUUAUGGUGGGAGGUAACUGAACAGAGCCUGGAGGAAACCCACGAUCAUCCACAGGUUGCUGGCAAACCUUCCCAUGUACAACCAGACAAGAAGCCAGCAUGUGCUAUGCUCGAACUCACAGCGUCUGCCUUGCUGAGUGGUUCCCGUGUCCCGUGCUGGCACGCGAUUAAACCACUCGGCCAUGGAGGUCUUCCGCUGUAAACAUGCAUGGUCACAUAUUAUUUUAGUGUGGAGAACCUCAUUGACAAUGUAGUAGAUAUCUUGUAGUCAUUUUCUUACCUGUGCAUGCACUGUGAUAUUAAUGGGAAAAAAUGGGGGGGAAGGGAUGUACAUUGUAAUUUGACUGUUGUAAAUUUGUGGUUUAAAAAAAGGUAGUCAAAAAGAAAAUUGCCGUAACAGUCUCUCUUAUUCAGUAAAGGAGCGUUGCCAAAUAUCGUUCGGGAACCAGUCUCUUUAAGGAUAUCUCCACAUACAGAGAGCUAUUAACGUUUUAGAGUGUGAAUGCCAGCCCCCAGUCACAAUGAUUACUGACCUAGAGUAAAUUCAUGCAUCCUCGACAAACAUGCGACUGCUGGGGUAUCAUGGCUAUCGCCUACAUGUAUGGAAUGGUUCCAACUUAAUAAUUGGUGGCUCCUGUUCAUCAAGCUUGUUUCCAUUGCUUUGAGCUAAUGUUCCUGUUUUGUGAGUUGAAUUGGUCUUAGGUGCUUACCUUUAAGUUGUUAGGAGACGAGAUACGGGUUCAAAUCCCAGCUUUGACGCAGAGAAUUUGAAGAUUCUCUCACUCUCACUGUUCACGAGGCCUUGGUGACAAUGAGAGGUAAAAAGAUGCUCAUAUAGCCAUUUGCUCAGUCUAGCAUUCAUUGAGACCACUAUUGUCUUUCGCCAAUAUGGUGUGUAUAGCUAUGUGUGACUCAUGAGAAUGGUGGAAAGAACUUGCGAAAGGUUGAUGGUUUUCCCCCAGACAAUCAGGAUUUGUCAACCCGUAUAAUGACUGUUUUUAUACAAGUGCAAAAGUCUUGAAUAGGUCAAUCAGUCAAAAAUAUGAGAAGUGAUUUUAUUAUAUCUGGGGAUCAGAAUCAUGAUAAAACACAUAAAACAUGUAAAAUAACAUUUUUAUUGCCAUGUGCAGUUUUUAAAAAAAGACUCGUAUGGAGAGGAGAUAAAAUUGGAUUUGUACAUUUCCUUUGCCAGGAAAAAAAAGCUGUGGGUUUCUGCUUAUUUUGAUGGCAAGACACUGAAUUAGUGUUGUUGUAAAGUGAAUAUGUAUUGUACAUCUGAAUCAUAGUUGUUCUUUAUUAGGCACUGUUUGGUGAAGAAAAAUUAAUAAACCUCUAAAUGAAUGCGAACCGUAUGAUUUGGUUGCACCAUACAUGUUGUCAAAUUAAUAAAAAUUAUUUCUGAUAA
This is a messenger RNA of Liolophura sinensis, 2700 nucleotides long. Its product is annotated as cysteine and histidine-rich domain-containing protein 1-like. NCBI's taxonomy places the organism in Eukaryota, Metazoa, Mollusca, Polyplacophora, Chitonida, Chitonidae. The transcript has 10 exons. The record is from RefSeq and is a predicted model, not a curated record. The coding region runs from base 1 to 1032 and encodes 343 amino acids.